UUAGUUACUUCCGUAGUUUUUAUUUAAGGAAAAAAAUAAGAAUAUUCUUUUUUAUAAUCAAUUUAAUAUUUAGUUUAAUAAAAAUAUAAUAUAUAUUUAUAUAAACUAAAUUAUUUUUCUAAGAUUUUAAGAAUCAUCUUAGUGAUACACGUAGCUACAAAAACAUACCGUAAUGUUUUAUUAUUAAUAUAUAGGGGAUUAAAUUAUUCUUUAGAUUAUCGCAACACCACAAUAGGAAACCAAUAUAAUCACAACCAUAUACUAAAAAAAAAUGUUUCUUUCAUAGUGGGGCGGAGAAAGUAAUUUAAACAAGCAAAUACGCUUUGCAAUUUAUUUAAUGGCACCACCACCAUUGUGUAGCACCUUUUAAACACUUAAAUUCUCCAUUUCAUCAGAUGUUUGUUGUAAUUUUAUUUUUUUGUCAAAUAUAUCUCCAACUCCAAACAACAAAGAAAUGGUGGUACUUGAUUUAGCUCCUAAAUCCUAAUCCAUAUUAGUACUUAGCCCUCCCAUACUAAUAGAAUAAAAUGGUAAGAUAAAUAAAGGAAUACGACCCUUUAUCAUUGGCGUGGCACGGCAUUAAUUUAAAUGCAUGAUAAUAACAUGACAUCAUAAUACUCUCUUCUUUACAUAUUAUAAAAUAGCUUAUCCAUUAUUUUCUUAGCAUUGUUUAAACUUUAAAAUAGUUAUUAGUUGUCCUUUAAUCAUUUUCGAUGUCACUAACCCUCAAAUACAAACUGAAUAGUCUAAAUAAUUGCCGGUUUGGGCGGCACCCAAUGGUGACCUGCCAAGUAGAGCAAGACUAACAACUUCAUUACCACUUUGCUAUAUAAACCUGAUCGAUCAUAAGCCACAAAUACACAUAAAGAGCUUGUAAUCAUCAAACAAACUCAAAAAAAUCGUAUUAACUAUUUCCAGGUCAAAAUGGUGAAGAUUGCAAUUGGAAGCUUGGGUGAUUCCUUUAGCGUUGCGUCUCUAAAGGCUUACUUAUCUGAAUUUAUCGCAACUCUUCUCUUCGUGUUUGCCGGCGUUGGCUCUGCUAUUGCUUUUGGCAAACUAACAUCCAAUGCGGCCUUGGACCCAGCUGGUCUUGUCGCUGUGGCUGUGGCUCACGCCUUUGCCCUUUUCGUCGGUGUGUCCAUAGCCGCCAACAUCUCCGGCGGACACCUUAACCCCGCCGUGACUCUCGGCCUCGCAGUCGGUGGUAACAUCACUGUCAUCACCGGUUUCUUCUACUGGAUAGCUCAGUGCCUUGGCUCAAUCGUCGCUUGUCUCCUCCUAGCCUUCGUUACUAAUGGCGAGAGCGUACCGACCCAUGGAGUAGCAGCCGGUUUAGGAGCGGUUGAAGGAAUAGUGAUGGAGAUUGUGGUGACAUUUGCUCUGGUGUACACAGUUUACGCCACCGCAGCUGAUCCGAAGAAGGGAUCGCUUGGAACCAUUGCUCCUAUUGCCAUUGGUUUCAUCGUUGGUGCCAACAUCCUUGCCGCCGGUCCAUUCAGCGGAGGCUCUAUGAACCCGGCCAGGUCAUUUGGACCAGCUGUUGUUAGUGGUGACUUCUCUCAGAUAUGGAUCUACUGGGUAGGCCCACUUGUCGGCGGUGCACUAGCUGGACUCAUCUACGGUGACGUCUUCAUCGGAUCCUACGCACCGGCUCCGACCACAGAAAGCUACCCUUGAUCACUCCUCUACAGUUUUUAUUUGUUUGGCUUCUUAAGCCACAGUAUUGGCUUUUUUGUUGUUGUUGUUGUUGUGUGGAAUGGUCCAGUUUCUUUCGCGUAUCAUAUGAAUGAUUGAAUGUGGUUGUCAGUUAAUAACAAAAUAUGUAUAUUUUCAGUUUCUUUAAAAGUGAUUACCGCUCGGAAGUUAUUGAAAAACUUUAUUUGAUAUGCUC
This is a messenger RNA of Brassica rapa (field mustard), 1891 nucleotides long. Its product is annotated as probable aquaporin TIP2-2. Gene Ontology annotation, cellular component: plant-type vacuole membrane. Gene Ontology annotation, molecular function: water channel activity. Gene Ontology annotation, biological process: water transport; transmembrane transport. NCBI's taxonomy places the organism in Eukaryota, Viridiplantae, Streptophyta, Magnoliopsida, Brassicales, Brassicaceae. The record is from RefSeq and is a predicted model, not a curated record.